Molecule: messenger RNA, 1310 nt
Organism: Brachypodium distachyon (stiff brome)
Lineage: Eukaryota; Viridiplantae; Streptophyta; Magnoliopsida; Poales; Poaceae
Product: probable chalcone--flavonone isomerase 3
Exons: 4
Coding region: 473-1132 (219 amino acids)
Molecular function (GO): intramolecular lyase activity
Source: RefSeq, a predicted model, not a curated record
CAUACACAUACUCCCCGCGAAAAAAUACAUACACACGAGCGAUUGACUAACAAUUCAGCUAAUUUUAUUUAGUAGAUACUUAACAGCACCAUUUGCAAACAUGAGCAAAUUUUUAUUACCUAAUACCAUCAUAUACAUGGACACUUCCAAGAUGCAAUUUUGGAUGCAUCUAACAGCAUCACUUGUCAACCACAGGAUGCACCAACCUCCCCCCCUCUUGAAGUUCAGCCCUUUUGUUGGUUUGGAAGCUUACUUCAGCGUGGUAGCUGCAUCUGACAGUCUCGGUUCCACCACUUGUCCAUUCCUACUCCCACUCACCUAACCCCUCCAACAUUGCAUCCACGAUAAAACACCCGCCCACGCCCUUUAGCUCCUCCAGACACCACAAAGCACACAAGCUUCUCCAUCAUCUUCUAGCUAGCUCUUGGCUCCUCCGUUGAUCGAUUCGCCUCGACUGCGAAAAUAAAGAACAAUGGGAUCGGAGCACGAGAAGGCUGCUGUCGACACCGCCACCGUAGAGGUGGAAGGUAUCCCGUUCCCGCAGGAGAUUGCCGGCGCCAAGACCCUCUCGCUCGUUGGCCAUGGUGUCACGGACAUCGAGAUCCAUUUCCUGCAGAUCAAGUUCAAUGCCAUUGGAGUCUACCUCGACGAGGGCGGCAUCAUGGAGCACCUGCAGAGCUGGAAGGGGAAGGACCAGCUGCAGGUGGAAGAUGAUGCUUUCUUCAGCGCCCUGGUCUCAGCUCCGGUGGAGAAAGUGCUGAGGGUGGUGGUGAUCAAGGAGAUCAAGGGGUCACAGUACGGGGUGCAGCUGGAGAGCUCCGUCAGGGACCGCCUUGUCGCGGCAGACAGGUAUGAUGACGACGAAGAGGAGGCGCUCGAGAAGGUGGCAGAGUUCUUCCAGUCGAAGUACUUCAGGCCCGGCUCCGUCGUCACCUUCCACUUUCCAGCCACGGCCACCGCUGCAGAGAUAUCUUUCGCGACGGAGGGCAAGGACGAGGCGAAGGUGGCGGUGGAGAACGCGGCCGUGGCGGAGAUGAUCCAGAGGUGGUACCUCGGCGGAGCGUCGGCGGUGUCACAGACCACCGUCAGGAGCCUCGCCGACCAUUUCACGGCCUUGCUCUCCUCUCCAUGAUUUUUUUUUACAAGUCCUGCUCUGCUUGGUAGCUUUGCCUCUGUAAUAAGGAAGUAGUGAAAUAGUCAUGUUGGAAAAAUUUCAACUAUCUGAAACGUGAGGAUUGAAUUCAAUGUUGCUGCUUGGUUUUCUGUCUGUUAAUUUGCUCCAGAGGAAAUAAACAAAAUACUGCGGUUGA